Molecule: messenger RNA, 699 nt
Organism: Odontomachus brunneus
Lineage: Eukaryota; Metazoa; Arthropoda; Insecta; Hymenoptera; Formicidae
Exons: 3
Coding region: 163-699 (178 amino acids)
Source: RefSeq, a predicted model, not a curated record
GUGAAAUGGAUGACAUGCCACUUUCACUGAAAAUAGAUGAAAACUUCAGUGAAGAAUUAUUAGGUAAAAGUAAGGAAAUUUUAGAAUAUAGGGUUUUUUUUGUUUUUUUAUCGUGAAUACAUUUUAAUGUUUUAUUUUGCAAUCUAGAUUUCAGGUGAUCUCAUGAAGCUGCUUCUAUUAAAGGAAUUUAGACAUCAUGAGAAAGACAUGUAUGUAGGUAAAAUUACACAUAAAAAAGUAUGGGAUAAAAUAGCAGAAACUAUGAAAGCGAAAGGGUAUAUAGUGACAGGCAGGCAGUGCAGUACAAGAUUCAAUACAAUGAAGCGUACGUAUAAAGGAAUCAAAGAUCACAAUAAUAAAUCGGGUAAUAAUAAACGGACAUGGCGUUAUUAUGAGAUUAUGGACAAUUUUCUCGGCACAAAACCGUACAUGAGUCAUAUAUCAACGAUGUCGUCUACUGGUUCCGAAAUUUCAAAUAUUUACAAUAGUAACAGCAACUCAUCCAAUAGCUCUAUCUCCUGUAUCUCGGAUGUGGAUGACAGCAACAUUUCUCGUAAACGUAAAAAAACUGAUCUUGCAAGUGCAAUUGUAGAAAGUCAUGCAAUAGCAGAAGACAGAAAAGAUAAGAGACAUAAAGAAAAAAUGGAAUUGAAAUUAAAAUUAAUGGAGAAGCUGGAUAAAAUCUUAGAAAAAAUAUAA